This is a messenger RNA of Suillus subalutaceus, 861 nucleotides long. RefSeq lists its product as uncharacterized. The record is from RefSeq and is a predicted model, not a curated record. Lineage: Eukaryota; Fungi; Basidiomycota; Agaricomycetes; Boletales; Suillaceae. The coding region runs from base 104 to 562 and encodes 152 amino acids. The transcript has a single exon.
AUUUCAAAAACUCAUACUAGGCCGCAGCUUCAUAUGCAACACACUCAGGCUAAAUGAUCACGUGAAUGGUACUACCAGCCGGGAAGAUAUCGACGAUAAGUACAUGGGUGGCACCAUUCCGGUUUCUGGUACCCUGUUAUCAGUCGGAUCUUACUCGGUUCUUUCGAGUUUCUCCAAACCCUGCACAGACAAAGUCCGGACAUCCUCACGUCAUUCACAACGAGAAGACCCCAGGCUCUCCUCGACAUGCUCGCUUCAGUUUAAUGCUGCGAUUAUUAUCAAGCGGUAUACUGAAGAUAUUACGCGCGCGCGUCCAGCUACCACGAACGGCAAUGAGCGGGCUCACCGCAAUAUUAACCGUGACGGCGUGAACUUGACACUUCUAGGAGGACGAGCCUUUGACGACCGAGCAGCGCAGAGCAUUGAUGUUCAUGUGUCAUUGGGCAUUGGCACUCGUGAUCGUGAUUCCACUCAUGUUACCGUGCAUCGAGAAGUGUCACUCGUCAAGGUAUGUAUGCAUCUUCACUCUCACCAUUCAAUUUUUAACAACAAUGGCCGCUGAGCUCUAUCAUAGCGCCGCCACGUCACGCAAAAUCUAGUGGUACGACCCGGCGCAGACAAUGGACACCAGGAUGCACUGCAGCAACCAGCGCCCCAAAGAAUCACACCAGUACCAUCCUGCACACCUGCCAAUGCCCUUCGCCCAGACAUAAGAGGAGUACCGGAGCCGUGUCUAUGGCCGGCGCAGCAUACUGCACACACUUAUAUCACUGCACACCGAGUUACUCCACUCCGCCUCACCCAUGUUCCCAUCUCGCAGUUCAGUGCUCUUGAUGGUGCACUUCGUGGGUGAGUACUUAG